UGUUUUUCUUUUUUUUUUUAGGAUAUUUACAACACUAAUUGGAACUAAAGCAGACAUUAAAAAAGUAAAACAAGUUUUAGCCACUGUUAGUCCUGCACAUUCAUCAUUUACAGAGUUCUGUCAAGGAAGAACAAUGAGAUGGGGACUUGCAUGGACUUUCGACCCAAAGUUGCAACUGAAUCAAAUAAUGAGUAAGAAACAAAUGGCAAAUACCAAGCCGAUGGUGAUGUUAAUGCCUCGCAGCUUAUUGACCGCGUAUUCUGUUCCAGCAGCGUGGCGAAUGGUUGCAAAAUGGUUGCAUUAUCUAAAGGUUAAGGUGCGUGUCUUCAAGAAUACAAAGUAUUUUGUUGGUGCUAUGUUUAAAGCUUAUAAACCAACUUGGUUACAUCAGAGAAGAAAGAAACGAGAGCUUGAUCGUAGAAAUAAAGGUGGUAUAGCCCCUAUAAACUACAUUAUGGGUGCCGCCACAGUUGGCACAUAUGUUUGUGGCAGUGGUAUCUAA
Messenger RNA from Penaeus indicus, 502 nucleotides. RefSeq lists its product as uncharacterized. NCBI's taxonomy places the organism in Eukaryota, Metazoa, Arthropoda, Malacostraca, Decapoda, Penaeidae. The coding region runs from base 134 to 502 and encodes 122 amino acids. The transcript is spliced from 5 exons. The record is from RefSeq and is a predicted model, not a curated record.